AUGAAGACGAAGUCUGGAACUCCAUACUAUGUGGCACCGCAAGUCCUAGCAGGGAGCUACAAUGAGCUUUGUGACAUUUGGAGCUGCGGGGUCAUCAUGUAUGUGCUGCUUUGUGGCUACCCUCCAUUCCUGGCAGACACAGAUCCCCAGGUUUUGGCAUUGGUCCGAAGGGGGCAUUUCACCUUCCCAGCAGAGGACUGGAGCCAGGUGUCAGAUGAUGCCAAAAACCUUAUCACCAAGUUGCUCGCCAUGAAGCCUGCAGAGCGCUUCACGGCUGAGCAGGCCUUGAACCACAUCUGGAUCAAGGAGAAAGCCCCGCACUCCAGGAAAGAGCCGCUGAACACCACCUCAGUCAGCAACCUGAAGAACUUUAGAUCUACCAACAGGUUCAAGAAGAUGGCCCUGCAGGUCAUCGCGACUCAGCUGAGCGAAGAUAAGAUUGAGAACUUGCGGAAGCAGUUCCUUGCUCUUGAUAGCAACGGGGAUGGCAUGCUCAGCAUCAAGGAAAUCAGUGAUGGCCUGAAAGCGGCAGGAAUGAAGGACAAUGAUUUGAAGCAUAUCUUGGCGGGAGUGGACUUUGAUGGGAGUGGGAGCAUUGAAUACAAGGAGUUUUUGGCGGCCACUCUCGACAAGAAGCAUUACCUGCAGGAGGAUGCUCUCUGGUCAGCAUUCUGCGUCUUUGACCGGAAUGGCGAUGGUGGGGGCACCUCAGGGAGGGAGAGGUUGUGA
Durusdinium trenchii is the source of this 729-nucleotide messenger RNA. NCBI's taxonomy places the organism in Eukaryota, Dinophyceae, Suessiales, Symbiodiniaceae. The record is from the annotation of a GenBank genome assembly.